GCUUGAGCGGCUGGGGAAGUUGUGCGCCCAGCCAGGCUCGCCCCGCCGGGCCACCUGUUUUGCAUCGGCUGGGCGAGGGGGGGACCGGACCGGGCCGGGGAGGGGGCGGCGGCGCCAUGUCCAAAGUGAUCCAGAAGAAGAACCACUGGAGCAGCCGGGUGCACCAGUGCUCGGCUAGGCGGGCGGCCGGCGGGCGGCCGGGGCUGCCCCUGCUCGGGGGCGCGGAGCACGGGCAGUUCCCCUACGUGGGGGCGGCGGAGGAGGGCGGCCCGCCGGUGCUGGCCGGGGGCGAAGCAGCGGGGCUCAGCCCCGGGGAGCUGCUGCUGGAGGUGCAGGGGGUCCGCGUGUCCGGCUUGCCCCGCUACGACGUGCUGGAAGUGAUCCGGAGCUGCGCCGAGCCCAUCUCGGUCACAGCCGUGAGACAAGGUAAGAAAUUGCAUUCCGUUAAGCAAGACUGCCUAAGGGACUUGAUGGGAUGCUGUCUCCUUGCAUUCAUUUGUGACAUGAUCCAGGAAGAAAUGAGAAAACAAUACAUUUUUCCUGUAGCAUUUUUCAAAUGA
Terrapene triunguis (Three-toed box turtle) is the source of this 560-nucleotide messenger RNA. Its product is annotated as membrane-associated guanylate kinase, WW and PDZ domain-containing protein 1-like. The coding region runs from base 117 to 560 and encodes 147 amino acids. Gene Ontology annotation, biological process: signal transduction. Gene Ontology annotation, molecular function: protein binding. Lineage: Eukaryota; Metazoa; Chordata; Testudines; Emydidae. The record is from RefSeq and is a predicted model, not a curated record. Gene Ontology annotation, cellular component: cytoplasm. The transcript is spliced from 3 exons.